AUGUCGUCGACCCGCGCCAAUGAGUACGACAGCGGGAAACGAAACAGUAACGCAUCACAGCUGCCAUUGCCAAUACUCCCAGUUCACAACCAGGAAGGCAACAGAAAUCUCGAAGUCACCACAAGCAAAGGCCACCUCUAUCUUCUCGACCAGUUUCGCGACAAAGUACCGCUACGCAUUCGCAACCAACUUAUCGCUAUGAUCUCUGAGUUUGUGGGAACUUUCUUCUUCAUGCUCAUUGGGCUAGGCGGCAAUUCGGCGGUCAUCAACAACACAGCGGCUGCUGCACAGUUCAAUGGAGGUGAUCCUUCAGCAGAUCCUGCUAAGAUCCUUCUCAUCGCUACAGUUUGGGGCGUGGCUGUAACGGUAAAUGCCUGGACCUUCUUCAGGAUCAGUGGUGGGCUCUUCAAUCCCGCUGUAACUAUGGCAUUGGUGCUCAUUCGCGCCGUACCACCACUUGAUGGUCUUCUCGACGUCUUUAGCCAGCUUGCAGCAUCUAUCCUAGCAAGCGCCAUCACUUAUGGACUCCUACCUGAAGGUGCUCUGGCAGCCACUGAGCUGGGAGAGAGCACCACAGUCACGCAGGGGCUGUUUAUCGAAAUGUUCAUUACCGCCCAAGUAGUUGUUUCCGUUUUCAUGUUGGCAACGGAAAAACACAAGGCUACGUUCAUCGCGCCCGUCGGCAUCGGAUUGGCUGUGUUCGCUUGCGUUCUCAUGGCGUCAACCUACACCGGCGCAGCCAUCAAUCCGGCUCGAUCUUUCGCUGUCUGUGUGGUACAAGGAAGCUUUCCACACUACCAUUGGAUCUAUUGGGUUGGUCCCGGGCUGGGUGCAUUGUUAGCGACUGCUUUCUACCAGUUGAUACGCAAGCUGGAGUACUGGACGGUGAAUCCCAAUUUAGACGACUACGAGACGAAAACCGCAGGUUCUUCAAUGCUGCUAUACAGAUGCGAAAACCCCAUGUGUGCAGCGGUGUAGCUACGUUGGAAGCGUUCACAGGACUACAGUAAGGAAGCAUUGCGGCACCACAACAGCCAUGAUGGUCUGGGUCGAUUGCAACAGAACGGUAGCUUUAGUUGUCAGUCCGGCUUCCAACUCCAAGAAAGAAACAAUGCGGAUGCGAUAAGGUCGGACAUGUUGGUGCACGGACCGUCCGAACCGAAGCCUUUGGUACCGCGUCGUGCCCGAAACCUGGUAAACCCCGGAUGCCAUCCUCAUCCACCAACAUGUGAGGCAAUCCCAAUUUAUUUCACCGAAUGCCAGGCUCUACGGUCUUCAUUCACCUUCCUCUUUAACAUUACUGCGCCGCUUGCAAAGGAUGCGGGCAACACGAGGCGUCCACUACAGACCUUGUUUAUCCGAGAUGCCGGUUGCUGGUGCCUCUUGGCGGGGACACAGCGCGCCUUGGGAGGCU
Molecule: messenger RNA, 1414 nt
Organism: Alternaria rosae
Lineage: Eukaryota; Fungi; Ascomycota; Dothideomycetes; Pleosporales; Pleosporaceae
Product: aquaporin-like protein
Exons: 4
Coding region: 1-978 (325 amino acids)
Biological process (GO): transmembrane transport
Cellular component (GO): plasma membrane
Molecular function (GO): water channel activity
Source: RefSeq, a predicted model, not a curated record